AUGGCCCCUGCCCCAAUUGACCCCAUUAUCCCAAUCACCAACACCAAGGCGCCACCAAAACCCAAAAAAGACCUCGACCUGCCCGCACCAGCACGGCAGCGGUUAGAAAAGGCAGGCAUUGACCUGUCAGAAGGAUGUAUACAAGGCCCGCUCCGAGGAGCGCGAGCACGUGGAGCUGGCCCUGCGCGCCGACAAGUCAAGAAGGCGCUGCUGGGGGCCGCCGCACAGGUGGCGGACCUGACGACGUACGUCGGCACCGAGAUCGAGGGCUUGCAGUUCGAGGACUUGACGGACCGGCAGAAGGACGAGUUGGCGCUGCUGGUGGCGGAGCGGAGCGUCGUCUGCUUCCGCGACCUGCGACCAGCACCUGAGCCUGCAGCAGCAGUUUAA
Pyricularia pennisetigena is the source of this 390-nucleotide messenger RNA. RefSeq lists its product as uncharacterized. NCBI's taxonomy places the organism in Eukaryota, Fungi, Ascomycota, Sordariomycetes, Magnaporthales, Pyriculariaceae. The transcript is spliced from 2 exons. Gene Ontology annotation, cellular component: cytoplasm. Bases 1 to 390 code for a protein of 129 amino acids. Gene Ontology annotation, molecular function: 2-oxoglutarate-dependent dioxygenase activity. The record is from RefSeq and is a predicted model, not a curated record.